UCCAGAUGUUUUAGUCUUUAAACCCUAUUUCUGUUUGGAAGCAGCAAAGAAGCAGCACAUCCAGCAGUUACUCUGCAAUAAUGAUGAGGGUGCGUCUCCUAUUCUACAUCCUCUGCCUGAUGGCACCUCUUGGCUACUGUCAGCAUCCAGGCCCUCCUGGUCCAAAAGGUGACAGAGGGGAUCCUGGGCCACCUGGGAGACCUGGAAUAAUGGGGUAUGUGGGCCCACUUGGACCCGCAGGUGUUCCAGGGAGACGUGGAGCUCAUGGACCACUUGGAGAUGAAGGACUUUCUGGACCGCCUGGACCACCAGGAGAGCCUGGACCAACUGCGCAUGAUCUGUGUAGUCGAGGUCUCAAUAACGCGAUUGGCCAGGAGCUUCAAACUUUAAAGGAAAGCACUGAAAAGUUAGAGUUUGCUAUUAACUACGACUUUGUCCAAAGUGUUGGUCAGAAGUAUUUUGUGUCCUACAAGGAGAGGGGUUCUUUCUCCAGGGCUGUCGACUUCUGCUCCCAACAAGGCUUGGAGCUGGCUCUGCCCCAGAAUGAGGAGGAGAACAACAUACUGACACAGUUCUUUGGGGAUGUUCACAAGAUGGCCUGGAUCAACGUCAACAUUAACAAAGCAGAAGGGAAUUUUGAAACCGAUAUGAAAGACCAACCUCUGACCUUCACCAAAUGGGGAGCAGGGCAGCCAGACAGAUCCAUUGGGGAUACAGGCUGCACCAUGCUGUCAGAACAUGGUGUUUGGCGACUGACACAAGAAUGCUCCCUGAAUGCUUACAUCAUUUGUCAGUUAUAGAAAGUUAUCAUAUCCCUUGCAAGUUGUGUUUCAAAGUAAAGUUUUGUCUACUUCAUCUGAUGAAAUACUUGUAUUUGCAAAAAAGCCGUUAAAGACAUAUAGUAGCUGUUUUCAUCAGUUAAACCAAUGGCUUUUUGCUAUUUACACACACUAUUUACAGACACUUUUAUAACUGACAUCAUGUGUCACUUAUUAAAAGGUCUGGUAUCCAUGGCCUUUUCAGGUAUUUUCUUCUUCGUCAUCUUUUUUUUCUUCAGAAAGUGACAUCAGAUAAAAAAUAAUGUUUUCACUCUUGUUUAAGAAAUGUAAUCCCCAUGCAUUUUCUCAUUGUGCUAACAUUAAGCAAAUUGAAAAUAUUGACAUUAAAAGUGUCCUUGUUUCACCGGGGAUUACAAGGAACCAGUCAAUAGAUGUUUUCCCAAAACCACCACUGUGGUGGUAGUAAGUCCCUAUUAAGGAUUGCAUCAUCAGCAUGACAUUAUUACUGAAGCAGAGAUCUUCUGAAAUCAUAUGUCACAAUAAA
Molecule: messenger RNA, 1323 nt
Organism: Acanthopagrus latus (yellowfin seabream)
Lineage: Eukaryota; Metazoa; Chordata; Actinopteri; Spariformes; Sparidae
Product: pulmonary surfactant-associated protein D-like
Exons: 6
Coding region: 81-800 (239 amino acids)
Source: RefSeq, a predicted model, not a curated record